GGAGUGUACCUGAGUCCUAUCAGCUGCUCUGCCCUACAGGAAACAAAAUGACCUGAUUCUGAUCUUGGGCUUCACAUUAGAAAAAAAGGUGGUGAGGGCCAGGGCAGUGGGACCUGAUGGAAGAGAGGGUUGGAAGCCCAGAUGGCUAGGGCUGCAUGGAGGAGGGGGCUGGGCACAAGAUGCCACUGCUCCUUUUGGAUUCUGGUUCCCUCUCCCCAACUCAGAGCUGCAGAGACCUACCCCAGGGCUUACCUCAUCAUUUCUUAGCCUAGGGGUAAGGUAGGUCCAGACCCACCCCUUCCUAGCUUCUUAUAAGAACAGCUGGGGACCCGGGCCUGCAGGGUCACUCAUCCAUCCAUCAUGAAGCCUUCCAUGAAACCCGAGACCUUCCUGCUGGCCUCCGCUCUGCUCUGCACCCUCCUGGGUCUGGGGUACCCGCUGAGCUGUGAGGUGUGUGUCGGUGACGGUCCCAGUUGCACUGGGAAACUGCAGACUUGUGCCCCGGAUGAGGACUCCUGUGUCGUUGUCGUGACUGAGACCAACAGAAAGGCCUCCUUGGCGGUGACCAGCUACAAGGGGUGUGCGAAAUCCAGCGAGUGUGAUUCUGGACUCUUUGGCAUCACCGUGAACCCUGAGAACUACAUGGGCUCCAGGAGGCGCUGCUGCCAGAAGGAUGGCUGCAACCAGGACCCCCUGCCCGCGUUCGUGAGAAACCACACAGAGAAUGGCCUUCGCUGUCCUUCCUGCAUCGCUGCCUUUACGGAAACAUGCACUGCCAGUGAGGAAGCGCUCUGCGUUGGCGAGGAAACCCGCUGUGUCACCCUGUCUGGCCUGGUCCAGCCUGCAGGUGUCAAAUUUGCUGUCCGGGGCUGUGGUAUGGAGACUGCCUGCCACACCAAGCCUGGGACCCUGGUGCCCUCAGGCGCUCGUUUGUUCACCAUCAAGAAGACCAGCUGUCUUUGAAGCCCCCAGGCUUCUGGCAAGGCUGAGUGAAGAACUGAGGCCCAUGUGGUGUUUGGCCUCCAUUUCUUCUCAUCUAUGGUUCUAGAAAUUGCUACGGUUCCCAUGUGUCUAUAAAUUAAACAAGUUAACA
This is a messenger RNA of Capra hircus (goat), 1093 nucleotides long. Its product is annotated as phospholipase A2 inhibitor and Ly6/PLAUR domain-containing protein-like. Bases 361 to 963 code for a protein of 200 amino acids. The transcript has 5 exons. Gene Ontology annotation, cellular component: extracellular region. The record is from RefSeq and is a predicted model, not a curated record. Gene Ontology annotation, molecular function: phospholipase inhibitor activity. Lineage: Eukaryota; Metazoa; Chordata; Mammalia; Artiodactyla; Bovidae.